Molecule: messenger RNA, 1062 nt
Organism: Cherax quadricarinatus
Lineage: Eukaryota; Metazoa; Arthropoda; Malacostraca; Decapoda; Parastacidae
Source: RefSeq, a predicted model, not a curated record
GCUGGAUACUGUGGAAGCCGUCACUGGCCCUUACAAACCUAACAAGAAGAAGACGAGAAGAAUUUUGAAAUAUCUUGGAGAAGAAAUUAUCGAAGAAAUUUCUAAGCUGCAGCAGGAAUUUGGUAGAAGUAGCACACAACUGUAGACAAGUUCAACGAUGAGCGUCAAACAAAAAGUUGAUGUUAUUCUAGCUAAUUAUACUAGUGGCUCUUGGAAUACAUACCAGCUGACUGAUUAUGAACCUCCUGGACCUCUCACCUGUGAUAUGCUUCGACGGAAUAUGCAAGUGCUCAAUGAAACAUUCAAGGUUGAUGUGAGUUUCUUUCCAUCUCAUGAGCUGAUAUAUUGGGAACUGAGUCUUGAAGAGAAGGCAAAGUCCAUAAGAACAAGAAGUGGAGAAGGAUCAUCAGCUCAAGAGAGAAAAGCCCCAAAAGCUAUAAAAUAUAAGUUUGCAGUCUGUGACGAUGAGGGAUUGCUCUUUGCCAACAAAAGUAUUCCACUUAAACUACGAAAGACACUGCAAAUAAUUCUGCACUGCAAGGAUUUUAAUAUAAUGGAUCUAAGCGGCAGUGAUCCAAUUAAUCUUUUGAUGUUGUACAAGCAGUCAAGUAAACGAGCGCCUAAUCUAUUUAAAGUGCAGUUUGAAGAAACAAUGGCAAAUGCAGAAGAGGACAUUCAAGUGGGUACUUUCCUAAGAGAUGACGCUUUGAAUAAAAACACUACAGAUAGCAUAAUUCAACAAAAGCUUGGCUGUCACAAGGAACAAAUUCCACUCAUAAAGAGAGUUACUGCUACUGUGAAAAAUGUCCCUAUAAAAACACAGGCUCCAGCACUAAAACAUUUCCGAUUAUCUUCAUUGGAGUUGGAGGUUCAUGCUCCUUCAGUCUUCCAUAUAUACAAGGAGCUUGGAGAGCGAGGAGUGAUUAAAGAUAUUCCUCCAUGGCUAGGAAAGAUGAGAGCCAGUGGGAAAACACACUGUGUAGCCCAGUACAACUGAAAUUUUACCUUUGUUCCAUUGUUCAGUAACAAUGGCUGAAGCUUAUUACAUUCUCAGCAAAUCUG